UUGUAGGCAUUUGUAGCUAGUCCGACUUAAACGAUCAACUUCUAUUAAUUUUAUUUUUCAGAACUUUCCAAGUAGUGUAAUUUUUUUUAUCUAAUAUCGACAUUUAUAUCGGUUUAAUCAUUUGAGUGUUGAAAAAAUGUCAAUAUAUAUCAUAUAGUGAUUAUAUUUAAAAUUUACCGUGACUAUAUUACACACCUAAACCAUAACUACAGCUCACCCAAAAUGUGUCAAGCGAUGGGCCUCGAUGGGGCCAAGGCGUUAAUGGUUUUUAUUCUUUACGCGUUGAGGCUUCAACAGAAGGCUCAAGCGGACAUCAAAGUGGGUAACGCCAUCAACGUGUUCAAUCGUUAUGGAUACUUUAGCAUAAGUAUGAGAGUGGUCCCCAGAAAUGACACCGAUCAUUCGUGGAUAUUCAGAGAACCCACGGUCGACGUGUUUACGAAUCUGCCAGAAAAACAAAGCCUCAAAAGAAGCAUCGGAGGUGGUGGAGGCCAAGUCUUCCAAGGGGAUUUCCACAUGGAAUUUUGCGAUAACGUAAAACAAUUAAUGCAAGCCUACUUUAGAGAUUUUUCCGUGGAGAGACUGGACAAGCCGUGGCAGGCGUUCACGGGCAGCUGGUCGAAAUUUACGUUGGCCAGGAAUUUAGGUUUAGACGUGUCUUAUGUAACCGGCGAUCAUUGUUAUGUUCUCGUCAGGGUGGCUAGGCAUAGGGAGACAGCCGAUUUGGAAAUGGAUAUGGAGAGCACCGACCUUCACGAGCCAGUGGCCAAACAGGUGGCCUCUGUUAAUGUCGGCGAUAGUUUGUCGGUCAUUGAAUUCGUCCGGAGUUUUGGAUCUCAUUACGUGACGUCAUAUGUCACAGGCAAUUCCCUCUAUCAGGUGUAUGUAUAUGCUCCAAACGCUUACAAAGUAAUUAAAGAACGCUUAAAAACAAAAGGCGUGUCGCAGAUCUCUAAUCAAGAGUUGAUUGGAUACUUCUCACCGUGGUACGCAGAACAUGUGGGUAAAAUACAAUCAGCUAGUGGUAAUGCAACUGUUGAAAAUUGGGCACACCAAAGACUAAGAGUGAAGUUUUUUGUCUUUGGGUUUGCCUCCUUACUGAAAUUGCAUGGAGACACGAAAUUGUUAAGUGAAUUGAAUGGAAUGUUAGGCAACGAAGCAUUACUCAAGCUCGAAUUAAAAACCUUGGCGCCGGCUUUUAAAGACGUUCAAAAACGAGCUUGGUUCCAUGAAGUAAUGGAUAAUAAUUUAAAACUAUGGGAAGUUAAUAUGUAAUAAAAAUAAUAUUCCUAUAAAACCCAAUACUAAAGUGUAUUUAUUAUAGUAGUUUUACUAAUUUGUUUUAAGGUAAGUACCUCCACCUUUCGCUCAAAUGCCAAAUACUAAAUGUACCUAAAAUCAUUACCUAUAUAAUAUACCAUUUUAGUAUGUUUUCUUGUUGAGCAACAAGUAUUGUAUUAUAAAUAAUUAUUGAUCGCAUAUGUUUUUAAUAAAGUCUUUAUUUAUGUAAGUUACAAACAAAAAUUAUUGUCAUUUGUUUUUUAUUGAGUUACAAACAAAAAUUAUUGUCAUA
Messenger RNA from Metopolophium dirhodum (rose-grain aphid), 1573 nucleotides. RefSeq names its product torso-like protein (gene tsl). Bases 223 to 1275 code for a protein of 350 amino acids. The transcript is spliced from 5 exons. The record is from RefSeq and is a predicted model, not a curated record. Lineage: Eukaryota; Metazoa; Arthropoda; Insecta; Hemiptera; Aphididae.